Molecule: messenger RNA, 4893 nt
Organism: Umbelopsis ramanniana AG
Lineage: Eukaryota; Fungi; Mucoromycota; Umbelopsidomycetes; Umbelopsidales; Umbelopsidaceae
Exons: 9
Coding region: 198-4760 (1520 amino acids)
Biological process (GO): phosphatidylinositol phosphate biosynthetic process
Cellular component (GO): endosome membrane; fungal-type vacuole membrane
Molecular function (GO): 1-phosphatidylinositol-3-phosphate 5-kinase activity; protein binding
Source: RefSeq, a predicted model, not a curated record
CAAUCAGGUACCACGUUGCUUCGCGUUUGGGAAAAACAAUGUGCCUAUUGAUAUCGGCAACACCUCCUAAAGCUGGGCUUAGGCCCAUGACGUUACCUGUAAUAAAAUGUUUCCAUUUCAGAUAUAAAGUCCCACCAAUUUUUCUGUCCUCUUUUUUUUCCCUUGUUUAUUGAUCACAAACGCUAGGUACAACUAGCAUGCCCGACUCCAUGGCAGCGAGGAAAUUGCCUCAGAUGAUUAAUCCGUCAUUUCCAACAGUACGAGAAAGACCUCGAACUUUUUCAAAACCUUUACCACCUUUACCAGCUUCAAACUAUGUAUCUGUGGUCGACACGAACCAACAGCGCGGGCAUAUUUUUCGGACUUCCACCGCAGCACUUCUCUUACCUUUGGAUUCCCGCUGCAUAGACCAUGCGAGCACUGUCAUGCUACGUUCGCUGGAACAACUGCAUUUGCCGAAACAUCCUUGGGAGCGUAUUUUAUCGAAUAUUCUGGGAUCCAUUACCAGUCAGUAUCCUCAUGUGAUCGGACUUGUGGACACACCGCAUCUAGAGAAAUUUAGACAAAACGAAAGUUCUGAUAACGGAAAAGCUGAUGACCAUCAUAAGGUCAAAAGACAGACUAUCUAUUGUAUAUGUAUCGAUAUAGACACAACCGGUCAACCGUCAACCUCGAGUUUUAUCCCUGACCAAUUUCUCGGGCGCCCUCUAUUACAGUUGCCGAAGCAAUAUGGCAGUGAACUUGAUACUGAGGAUAACAAAUAUAACUUUAUUGGUGGUACUGUCCUGCUAAAAGGUGCGGAUGUGGCCGUUCUGGAGAAUGCAGCAGUAGUUUUAGGCAUUGUCAUGUUCGUGGUUUAUAACCUCACGCUGGAGAGCUGUGUGUUACGGGACCACCAAAUCACCAGACAGACAAGCAAUAAAAAAGCCAAGACUUCGAUACCUGCUAACAAAAUUACAAAGCCUAUUCCGCAAACACCCAGUAGUAAAGAGGAAAAGAAUCAAACGGCAACAGGUGGCGGAUUAUUUGGUUGGAUAAAGCCAUCAGCGAAAAGGAACAGCGUUCGCAAACUCAUCGACAGGUUCUCAGGAGAGAAGAGCAAGGCAAGUGAGAGUAAUACGACAACUUCAGUAAAUAAACGAAACAGUGCUCGGAUAGCACCGGUAGAGGAUGCUCGACCAUUUAUGGAGUCUAGUCGCCUCACAAACGAUAAACUUCAGUUGUCUGAUUUCUUCAGCAGUAGACAGCUCAGGGCCUCUCAAAGUUUCCUGAGUGAACUAGGGAUCUCUGAAUCAGAGAUGCACCACUUUUCCAAUGUGCUAAAAUCGAUAAACCAGGCAGUGCUAUCCUCCUCGCCAGGCAUUGUUUAUCCUCCACCAAGGCUCAUAGUACGUUUGCAUGAAGACGAGGAAGCCAUCAACGCUAUUGGGGCUGAUGCUUGGAUCAGCUUACGACCCAACAAUGCAGCGGUCAUUCGAACCUUAUCAGGCUUUAGAGCUAUGGAAUUGCAGCGCAUUGUUGGGAUUCCAGCAAGACAACGACUGUCGCGGAAAUCAACAUCACGAACUGGUGACACCUGGUCCACCACUUCGAAUGCUACAAGCACUACCUCCGUUCCUCAAUCUAUUACGGCAUAUUCGACACUCAGAAAUCCCAAAAUGACUGUAGAAACUGGCUUAGAAUUGAACUACCUCAACCUCAAGACCAAUGACAUUCACAGUAUCAUGAAUCAUCAAAGUUUGGCGGUCAGCUUCUCUAGUUUUACUUCCAAAGAAACCAUGGUUAGGUGUGAAGGCCCCACUAUAUAUGCAAUAGACUUUUAUCGAUAUUCUUCACAUUACCAUCCUACUGGCGAUAAAACCCUCGGAGAAGUAAUCAUGAACUGGUGUAACGAGGCACAACAACCACCAUUGAUUAACAAAGCAUCGCAAUCUACCUUCCGAACAAGCGCGUCCACCAGCGAUUUCAAAUCUUCAGGAUCAAUUCCAGAGAAACCUUCGAAACCAAAUGGUGGCGGUUCAAAGAAGAAUGAGAACCAGGAUGCUGUGGAACAACAUAAUGGAUGUCCCAAAUGCCAUGGACCCAUUCAAGACCAUAUUUUCUCAUUUUGUCAUGGCUCAAGUCGUAUCAAUGUCACUAUUGGAAUGGAUCGAACACGUCGAAAUGACAAGGAUGAAGUUGUCGAAGAAAAAGAUGACUUUGGUGCUGAUCAUGACGAUAUGGGGGUCAUUAUGUGGACAGCCUGUAAGGUUUGCAAGGAGCAGCUCAAACCAUUGCCCAUGUCAUUACCCACGUACAAAUACUCAUUUGGAAAGUAUUUGGAGUUAUUAUUGUACGACAAAGAAUUUAUGCCUCCCAAGGCGAUGUGCGAGCAUUCUACUGACCGACACUCUGUUCUGCGCUGCUUUCAACACAAGGGUGUUAUUAUCCAGUUCGAUUAUGAAGAUAUUGAGCUCUUCGAAAUGCGAGUUCCGCGAUUGCAAGUUGUGCUCCCCGAGGAAGUAGGCGCAAUAGAAGACUCCGACAACAUCGAGCAUGGCAGCAGCGACGGAGCGGAACCACAACAAUUUGUAAAGGAUGUCGCCAUUGAAUUGAACGCGUGCGAGGAAUCUCUCUUCCAAGCUGAAGGCGAAGUGGAUUCCUUUUUUUCAGCGGUUGACCGUCACAUCAAAUUACUGCAAGAGUAUCUAGUUGCAGAGGAUAAAUUGGAACGACAAUCAGCUACGUUCUUUUUAGGUCAAAGCAAGGCACAAGGGCUUCGCUCGGAAUUGGACCAAUUGCAACUCUUGUUCAACCAAGAGAGGGAAAACCUACUUCGAGGACUGGAUAAACUCGUCGGCGAUGAGAUGAAUGACUUUAAUCGCUGGUUCUCCAUAAAGGUCAAAUCCAUCAUGGACAGCUUGUUGCUCUGGCAAGAGACGAACUGUCCGGAACUUGACAUUGAAUGCAUUUGGGAUCCUAUGCCAGACUGGAUGAAGUCCGAAACUGUUCACCUAUUUCCUGGUUCAUCGGUGCCUGUCCGCGAAGACGAACCCAGUUCCAUCAUCGCCCAUACACUGAGCUCAAAGGAUUAUCAAGAGGAGCUGGAACAAAAACCAAUUGUCACACGUUCGUUACAAUCUUCUUCCACUUCUUCAGCGGCCGCUUUGUUCACAGAAUCUCCGGAAUCCAAGACACCGGAAGAAAAAGCUAUAGGGGACAUGCCGAGUUCAGAAUCCAGCACCACAAGUACAAAGCAAAAGAAUGCCCCAGUUUAUCGGGAGCUUCUGCAUGGGUUCUACUCCACAGUAGGGAGAGAGACGGUGUCGAUUGGAAAUUCUCUUGCCACCGCACAUGCUCCAGCGUCGUUAAGAACAACAUUAUUGGAGACGAUUCGCGAUAUGAAUGUGACCGACCGGCUCGGAUCUCGCUUAACGAACUUUAAUCCAGCAGAAACCAACAAAAACGAUCGAGAUUUGGAGCUUUUGAGCCACAAACUGACAUUCACAAAUCAACAAAAUACAUCUCUGCCUACUGGUAUGGAUGACAGGGUACUCAAGUCUAUUGAGGCUGACGUUGCAAUGGGAAUGAAGGAUAUUUCUCGCAAAGUAUUGGAUGUCACCGCUGAUGUGUCUGGAACCUCGUCGGGAAAAAUACCAAAACGAUCCAAUUCUCUCAUUACAGAGGUGAAGGUUACAUCUGUGAUCAAUGAAACUGCUUCUCGUGUGCCACCUUCAGGACAACCUAGCUCGGUCAAGUCUAGUGAAACAGGAGGAGAGAGUAAAUCACAGGAGCCACUAUCUCCACAUAUCAAGCAUAAAUAUGUCCAUAAUGGUACACAAUUUUCAUGUACCGUCUACUUCGCUCGAGAAUUUGACGAAUUACGACAGAGAUGCGGUAUAGAAAAGUUAAUCAUACAGUCCCUGAGUCGAUGCGACAAUUGGUCCGCUUCAGGCGGCAAGAGCAAAAGUACAUUUUUCAAGACCAAAGACAAUCGACUGGUGCUGAAACAAAUGGUGUCGUCAUGGAACGUAGCUGAGAGAGACGCUUUGCUACGAUUUGCGCCAAAGUACUUUGCCUAUCUUAAACGCUCUGCUGGGGCGCCUUCUGUACUUGCAAAAAUAUUCGGCUUUUAUACCAUCAAGAUUCGAAAAUUGGCUGAAGAUAAGACGACCCUGAAGAUGGAUAUACUAGUUAUGGAACAUUUAUUCUAUGGUCAAAACAUUAGCCGGCGCUUUGAUCUAAAAGGUAUUCAGGGUCGACACGUUGAUGAAAUGAAGAAGUCGGCGGAACUCACCUUGUGGGAUGGGGACUGGGUAGAAGGAUUCCGAGCAACUUUAAUGGUACACGCGCAAUCGAAAGCCAUCAUCGAACAAGCUCUACAGAAUGACGCUACCUUUUUAUCCGAGUGCAACAUCAUGGACUACUCGCUACUAGUAGGCAUCGAUGAUGAGAAAAAGGAGAUGAUUGUGGGCAUUGUAGAUUUCAUUGGCACAUUUACGUGGUUCAAGAAGUUAGAGUCCACCAGCAAAUCUGCUCUGCAACCUCACAAGGAAGUCACAGUGUUAUCGCCAAACAAAUACAAGACGCGGUUCUGUGAAACCAUCUUGGACUACUUCCUAGGCAUUCCAGAUAAAUGGCUACGGCUGCCCAAAGCGACGAAUGGAGGAGUUUCUAGAAAGCAAAUGCAGCAAAGAAAGACUUGGUCAUGGUGGUUUAUAGAAGAUGACAUGGUAGAAGAAUGGAAUGGAUUGGUUCCACUACCGUAUUCACUUGUGUAGCAUAAAGUAGCUUGUUAAACGGUUGCAGGCGGAGUCUAGCAUGGUUCCGCCGCCAAAAAAAAAAAAAAAAGCAGGAGUAAUUCUAGGGAUUUGCACGCGCCCACCGGCUGGUACGAGCCAUUUUUAUUAUUAU